This is a messenger RNA of Phymastichus coffea, 840 nucleotides long. RefSeq names its product protein C19orf12 homolog. The record is from RefSeq and is a predicted model, not a curated record. NCBI's taxonomy places the organism in Eukaryota, Metazoa, Arthropoda, Insecta, Hymenoptera, Eulophidae. The transcript has 3 exons. Bases 279 to 701 code for a protein of 140 amino acids.
GACGCACGCCGUGACUUCCACGGUGUGCUUGCAUAAUGCUGCCCCGAUGCGGAUGUAUGUACUUGGCCGUCAAUGUGUCGUCAUGAAAGUCACGCCGUGCUUGCAUUCUGACGGUAACGUGCCACCACAACACACGCGAACUGUCAUGAUGCAGAACAAGAGAUCGAGAUAAAGGUUAGUAGGACUAGCUAAGGCAAACAAACAAACAUUACAAACCGAUAUCCAUAUCUACAAGUCCUUAGUGAAUUUGUUUAAAGGGCCAUUGGAAGUUUUUAAAAAUGUUUAUAGAGACUAAAGAGUUGUUUGAUGUGAUAGUCGAGUUAUCAACAAUUAAAGAGAUGAAAGUAGCUUUGAACACUACUGUAGAAUGUGGAGUAGUGGCUGCAAUAUCAACAAUGAUUGGUGGUUUGGUGGCUGGUCCACCAGGAAUUGCUGCUGGUGGUUUAGUAGGGACUCUAAUAUCAAGUUGUCAUGCAAACGGCAAAUUCAAAUCAGUUCCAGAAAUUCUAAUGAAGGAUACUACUCAACAACAGAAAGAAAAAUUAGCAAAUGCUCUUAGGAAUUUUCUUACCAAGGAAAAUAUAAUUACUAUUGUACAGUUAAUAACAGCAUCACAAAAUAAUCCACUUUUAUUGCAAUCUAUAAAAAAAAUUGUAAGAGAUUUUCUGAUGACUAAUAUGGGAUAUCGCAAUGUAUCGUAAGAAUAAUUAGAAUUCAGUAACAAUCGAUAUUAUAAGUUUUUAUAGAAUAUAAAUUUUUUAUAGAAGUAUUUUGCAUAGAUUGGAAGUUAUUGAUAAAAAUUUUAUAACAAAGUUAUUUUAAAAAAUAUAAAAAUUUGUA